UCGAUAGUCGUUCACCAUGACUUAAAAUACGACGUACACGAAUUCCAUAUAAAAUUCGUAAAGUCACAUGUAUCGUAAAUAAUCGCCUAUAACGAUAAAUUUAUUGUACUGAUAAGUGCAAAUGCAUACGUGUAACGCUAUUUGAGAAUUCAUCAGUUACGAUAUACAUGCCUCGUAAACGAAGAAAAAAGCCAGAUACGUGAAAGUAUGAUGACAGAAAUACGCAAAUUAAAGCGGUAAAGUAAUAGCUUCAUCGAGCUUCUGGUUUUAUAAUUUAAGUAUACAAACGAUGGCACCCACGAGAGAUAAAUGGGUGAGGCGUUUUAUUAUUCCAGAAACGACACGACAUAAGAAAGGCUUUACUAUUUACAAAGUCACAUCUGUGGUAUUUUUAAAAUGUUCUCAUGAAGAAAUUUCUAAAGUAUCUGUGUGGAAACGGUACAAUGACUUCAAAAAGCUUCAUUCAGAAUUGAAUGUUCUAUAUUCACAAUCACGAACUAAAGAAAGCUAUCCAUCAUUUCCAAAGCCAAAAUUUUUUGGCAGAUUUGAAGCAGAAGUUAUUGAAGAAAGAAGGGAAUGUGCAUUAAAAUUUCUAGAAUUUAUAGGAAGACAUUCAUACUUAUAUUCUAGUGAUAUUUUCAUAAAAUUUUUUGAAACUAGUCAUGCAGACUAUUGUUUAAAUGAUUGUUCACAAUCUCUUAGCUCUGAUACAUCAGCAGAGGAUGAUCGUCAUACUUAUAUAAAUUCCCUGCCAAAUAAUGACAUUGUUUCUCAAACUAUUCUUCAACCUAAAAGUAUUCAAAGCUCAUUAAUAAAUGUAUCCAUUCCUAAAAAUGAAGUAAACCAAUCUCAAGAAGCAUGUGAAUCUAAAGAACAAACAUUACAACAAAAUGAUUUAAGGUACAAAACUGAAAAUGAGAAAAUAUCCAUGACAAAAAAUGCAUGUAAUAAUUUACUUAUAGAAGACAAUGACCCAAACAAAAUUGCUUCUAAAUUAGAGCAUAAUCAAUUAAUUUGUAAUAAAAAUAAUAAUUGCUAUAAAGAUAAAAAUUAUAAUGUUAAGAAUGAGAAAGGAUCUACAAUUGUACAAACAUCAAAUACAGAUAUAAAUUCUGAUACCACUAAUGAGAAUUUAAGUUCUCCAGUAAUUACUCAUGAUGGAUCUGAUUUACCACAAUCAUGGCCAGAUUCUUCACAAUAUAUUUUAAUUGCAGCUGCACAUAUGAGUGCAGCUUUUAAACAUGAGGAUCUUACUGAAUAUGAAGAAGCAUUUACUCAAUACAAAAGGGGAAUCUCUAGUCUACAAUCUGGUGUUGAAUCUGACUCAAAUAAAAUACGGGCAGAAAUAAUUAAAGAAAAAAUAUCGAAAUAUUUAGAACGUGCUGAGAAGCUUUAUAAUAGAUAUUUAAAUUGUAACAUUUCAUUGUUAAAUAAACCUGUAUCGGAACUUCAAUAUUAUAAAGUAUUACAAAUUAUAGAAUCCGUGAUGCUUGUAAACGAUGUGCGCCAAAACUGCCUCAACAUUGUAAAAGCUAUAGAAAAAUUAUCUUCAAAUAAAGAAAGUAUAAGUAACUACAUAUUACGCGGUCAAAUACCGUAUAUGGUACGUUUACAUGCAUGUAUUGAAACAGAAACAAGAGUAUUCCUAAUUUUACAGCAUUUGAGCCGUGGAAAGUUAUGGGAUUUUAUAACAUCACAUUACAAUUCCAAUAACAAUAAAAAUUGUGAUAAAAUAACUGCAAAAAGUGUUACUGAGAAAACAAUUAAUGGUAAUAUUAUUUUAAGAAAAGGUGAUAUAAAAAAUGAAAUGGAAGGCACUAAGUUAAAGGAAAAUUUAAAUCUUAUAAGUACAAAUACCAAAGUACAAAUGGAGAUGCAUCCAGUAACAGUAGAAGAAAAAUACGAAAAAUAUAGUGAUGUAUCUACUACACAAUUAUUAGAGAAGGCACAAAUACUGUUGCAAUCAGUAAAUGCAACUUUAAGGGAAAGUAAUUCUGUUGCCAAUCGAUUAUGUGAAUCCGACGACUUAAUAAACCAUCAAGAUAAUACUUCAUUAUUGAAUUUUAAAAACAAUGUAUACCAGUCAAAAAAUUAUAACGAAGUAUCAGUGGAUAUCAAUGAUAUCUCAUUAAAAAUUGACGGCAUAAAUAAAAAGAUUACAAACGAUACAAUACCUGAAAAAAAUAUAAUAACUUCUAACUAUUUGUCACAGAAUAAUAUUACAAUUACAAAAAGUCAAAGCAGUACCGCUAAUUCAUCUUUAAGUAAUAGUUACAAGAAUCUAAGUUUUGAAAAAAAAGAAUCAAAUUCUUCAACGGAUAGUUUAAAAACAGAUAACACACAUUUUGCAACAGAACAUAAAAAUAGUAGCAAAAAUGAUUUUAUUACAAAAGGAUAUGAAUUAAGUAGAUCAACAGAAAUUUGUAACAAAACUGAAAUAAAUAAUUAUUGCAUAUCAGGUGAUCAGCACGUACAAAACAAUACUUGUUUAAUGGAAUCAACCAAAAAUAGCAAUAUAGAUACUGAACAAGAACUUUGGACAAUACCAGAAAAUGUAAUUCGUCUUUGGGCAGCUGAAAUACUUUUAGCAUUAGAAGCAUUACAUCAGCAAGAAGUUAUAGUUUUUGACCUAAAACCUAAUAAUAUAUUGCUUGAUGAUAAUGGGCAUGUGCAAUUAACAUACAUUAUGCCUCGUCAUGACAUAGAUUUAUUAAAGUAUAAAUAUCCGUACUCAUCUCCUGAAUUGUGCACGUUUUCACCCAUGAUAGCCCUUACUCCAGCUACAGAUAUCUGGAGCUUUGGCGUUAUAUUAUACGAAUUAAUAGUGGGUAAUAAAUUUCAAGUAAAGCACCCAGGUGUAUUUCAAUCACAUUCCAUUAUUAACAUUCCUAGUAAACUUUCCGAAAGUGCAAAAUCUUUGCUCCUCAAUAUACUAAAAUACGAACCGAAUGAAAGGAUGACAAUACCCGAGAUAAAACAACAUCCAUUCUUUAAAGACACUAAUUGGUCAAGUUUGGUAAAUACACUCUAA
Molecule: messenger RNA, 3031 nt
Organism: Habropoda laboriosa
Lineage: Eukaryota; Metazoa; Arthropoda; Insecta; Hymenoptera; Apidae
Product: ribosomal protein S6 kinase delta-1
Exons: 6
Coding region: 290-3031 (913 amino acids)
Biological process (GO): protein phosphorylation
Molecular function (GO): protein kinase activity; phosphatidylinositol binding; ATP binding
Source: RefSeq, a predicted model, not a curated record